AAUCUUACAUAGUUGCAACACAGUAGUCAAAGAAGAUUGUGUGAAAUGUGUAAUACAUUGACACAGAAAGAAGAAAUUGAAAACAAUUAGUUAUUCAGUCAAGAAACACUGAUUAGUACAAUGAUUAAUAUUCUAUUAUUCUUUAUUUUUAUUUUAUUGGCAUAUAAUUUUUACGUACAUUAUGGACGAAAUGGAAGGCUUAUCAAUCGUAUACCUGGACCGUCAAGUUAUUCAAUCAUUAGAAAGAUAUUGCAAAGUUCACGGAAGGAUCUUUGGAAGUUACAGAUAUUAGACCAAUAUUAUCCUGUUAGUAAAGUAUGGCUUUUCUCUAUACCCUUUGUAUUUAUCCGUCAUCCUGAUGACAUAGAGAAAAUAUUAAAGAUGCAUAAAGAAAAAAGUUUUAUUUAUAACUUCUUACAUCCUUGGCUUAAUACAGGUCUUCUCACUAGUAGAGGCGCCAAAUGGCAAUCGCGACGAAAAAUAUUAAAUCCUACAUUCCGUCUUGCUAUAUUACAACAGUUUAUUGAGGUUUUUACUAAGAAGGGCGAGGACAUGGCAAACUCAUUGAAAAAUAUUAGCGACCAUAUUGUAAAGGAUUUAAUGUUGUUUAUUAGUGAAUAUACGCUGAAUACAAUUUGCGACACAGUCAUGGGCAUUUCUCUGCAAGAAUUUGAUUUGUUUCAACAACAAUAUCGAAAUGCAGUUAAUCAGAUGUUGGAAUUCGUGGUUUACAGAGGACUAAGACCAUGGUUAUAUCUCGAUUGGAUCUUCGCACUAACAUCAAAAGGUAGACAACAAAAAAAACUUCUAAAUAUAAUACAUGGAUUAUCUCAAAAAAUUAUUGCAGAAAAGAAACUUUAUCAUGAACAAACCAAUGGACGAUAUUUGAAAAAUUGUGAUAAAUGUACAAUAGAGGAAGAUAAUGUAGAAGCUGUCACAAUUGAAAAAAGACGACUGACUAUGAUGGAUUUAUUAAUAGCAGCAUCUCGAGAAGGCUAUUUAACUGAUUCAGAUAUUAAAGAAGAAAUUGAUACUAUUUUGUUUGCCGGUCACGAUACUACAGCGAUGACUAUCUGCUAUGUUUUACUGUUAUUAGCUGAUCAUAAAGAUGUCCAGGAUCGUGUCAGAGAAGAAGUUAAUGCUGUAAUGCAUGAAAGUGGAGGAAGAUUUACUAUGCAGUCUCUACAAAAUUUGUCGUAUCUAGAAAGAUGUAUAAAAGAAACAAUGCGUUUGUAUCCUGUCGUUUAUUUUAUAUCACGAGUUACUUCCGAGGAUGUAAAAUUACAAUCAUAUUUAAUACCAGCUGGGACAUCUUUGCUUAUUAGUAUUUAUGGAGUCCAUAGAGAUCCGAAUUAUUGGCCAAAUCCAGAGAUAUUUGAUCCAGAUAGAUUUUUACCCGAUAAUAUACGAAAUCAACAUCCAUAUGCAUAUUUGCCAUUUAGUGCUGGAUCACGUAACUGCAUUGGACAACGAUUUGCUUUAUUGGAAAUGAAGUCUUUCGUAGCUUCUUUGAUAUAUAAUUUUUAUUUGGAGCCAAUAGAGAAUUUAAAGGACGUUCAGUUUAAUGCUGAUAUGAUGAUUCGUCCCGCUUAUCCACUGGGUUUAAAAUUUGUUCCAAUCAUUAAAAAACAUGCAGAUUUUAAGGGAUAAGUUCUUAUAGAACUAGAACAUAAAAGAAUAUAGAAGUGCUAAUAUUAAAAAGUUUAAAAUAUUACUGUACUAAGUGUUUCGUCUAUUUAUGAUUCAACUAGGAAAAGAAUAAUUUUAUAUAAAAAAUAAAUCGAAAAUGUAAAAUAUAACUUUUUCAUACUGAGAGAUUUUCUUUAUGCAAGAGAGGUUUUAUUUUGCAAAAUUUUUCAUCGGUAGAUGCGUGAGCAUAUUUAGAUCUCAAUUAUACGAAAUCUCGUUAUAGAUUUUUUUGUUCAUAGUUUAUAUUCACAAAUAUUCUUCAUGUUACAAAUUAUUUUAUAUGUAUUUCGUACAUAUUUUAGAUAUGUGAAUUUAUGGUUUAUGUUUAAUAACUAUAAAAAAAAUAUAUAUAUGUAUAAAUAAAAGAUAUAUAUUAGAUGUAUUAGUUACAUGAAUUGUAAUUAAAGAUACAUGGAUGUUUUGUAUACUAAAUUGUAUACUAAAUUUAAAUUUUUAAAAUUAAAAGGUUUGAU
Molecule: messenger RNA, 2162 nt
Organism: Pogonomyrmex barbatus (red harvester ant)
Lineage: Eukaryota; Metazoa; Arthropoda; Insecta; Hymenoptera; Formicidae
Product: cytochrome P450 4C1-like
Molecular function (GO): monooxygenase activity; heme binding; iron ion binding
Source: RefSeq, a predicted model, not a curated record